CAGACAUGUCCCACGAUCGAAGCUUGGUCAGUGUCUGUCGCCUCCAACAGAGAAAGCCAGCCAUCCUAAUACCAAAGACCCAGAAGGAGCCUUCGAUUGAAGUCUAGAUAUAUCAAACAUCAUCAGCAAACUCAAUCAUCCUAAAACUUGAGAUCGUACCACCAUUAUCAAAACUCUAGCCGAUAUGGGGCUGUUUGGAAAAUCAACAUCGACAGAGGGCGCGGGCGCCGAUGAGCCCAAGAAGUCUCUCUACCAACGCUAUCAAGACAAGAAGAGCGGCCGUGACACCCAAAUUUCAGACGAGGAUCUCCAAAAGUACACCGGCAAGACCAAGGAUGAGAUCAACGACUGGGCUAAGGAUCGUCCUGGCGUCGCAGGAAACCGGGCUGCAGGGACACUCACGGCGGGACCCGCUUCCGGCUUUGGCGGAAUGGCGACAGCGGGUGGCUACGGUGGAUGGGGAACGGAUGCUGGAUCGGAUCCAAAGCAUCCGCCGCCGCAGAAGGAGCGGAAGGAGGUCGACGACUCCGAGUAGCUGCAUUAAGGGAGGGCCGCGAUAGUUGCGAGAACGAGAUGUUAUUAUUAGAAAUGUCAAGCAUCAUCAGAGAAGGAGUGAGGGGUCAACAACGAAGAGACUUGAAGGAUCAGGGCAGUUAAACACGAGCCUAUCAACGGCGCGGGACGGCGGAACUUUCAGUUCAUCCGGAAUAGUUUUAUGAUCUGUCUCAUGAAAUAAUACAAUCGUGUUACUAUCGUC
Colletotrichum scovillei is the source of this 757-nucleotide messenger RNA. RefSeq lists its product as uncharacterized. The record is from RefSeq and is a predicted model, not a curated record. NCBI's taxonomy places the organism in Eukaryota, Fungi, Ascomycota, Sordariomycetes, Glomerellales, Glomerellaceae. The transcript has a single exon. Bases 185 to 535 code for a protein of 116 amino acids.